AUGCAAGAAUUUGAUCUCAUUGGCAAUCGCUACCCCAUCGGGCAGCAUGCCGCCCGCCUGCCGGGUGAGAAAACAAACGUAAGGAAGUCCCGGAGGGAGGCGGCGGUCGAGCAGGCACGUGGAGACACUGUCGAAGCCAAACGGUGCGCAGAGGAAGCGGGAGGCGCACUCGUGGCCUCUGCAGAGCCGGUAGAGACGUGGCCAUCAUGGGCCGAGGAGUCUUGGGCGUUGUCUUAA
Messenger RNA from Peronospora matthiolae, 237 nucleotides. Lineage: Eukaryota; Oomycota; Peronosporomycetes; Peronosporales; Peronosporaceae. The record is from the annotation of a GenBank genome assembly.